GUCAGAGAGAGAGAGAGAGAGAGAGACGUUAAUUUCGGGGUCAAUUUAAAACCUAUUGACUCAGAGACAUAAUACAAUGACAGUUUAGUGUAUCAUGUUGUAGCAUGCACUGUGUAGUUGUAACUAUGGGAACAAGACAUGUCUCUAUAGUUCAGGGCUGCUACUAGCUCAAAGCAUGUGACAUAGGUGACAAACACCCAAUCAAAAGAAAGGGGAGGGUUAGCUCAUUAGUCUAAUAGCAUAAAAUAGAUACACAAAGACUUAUUCAGUCAGUUAAAGGAGCUUCUCUCAUUCACUCUCUCUCUCAGGACUUUCUCUCUCUCAGGAAACUGUCAGGGCUCUUUACCUAUUCCUUUACAUCUCCCUCUCUCUCUCUCUCCCCCUCUCUUCAAUCUUUCAAGAUGGCUACAAGAAAAACCAAGGAUGCUGCUCCAGCCACAAAGCAGCCAGGAGUUGGAAGAAAGGGAAAAGACAAACAACCAGUGAAGCCACUACAAGAGAAAGACCAGCUCAUCCGUCAGCCACUAGCCAGUACCCAUAACUCAAAAACUGACGAGACACAAAAACCAGCUGUAAAAAAAGAACUAAAACCCACCACCACCACCACUACUGCUGCCUCAGCCUGUUCUCUGUCAGCAGUACCCGCUCUUCUUCCUAUGAAAGCUAAGGAGCCCAGUCUGUCUAUUGCUAGUGCCAUUAAAGGAGAAGCACUAGAAAAGGCUCUUAUGCUACCAGUAGACAUUAAAGACAGUGAAGAUCCUUUCUGCUGUACGGAGUACGUUAAUGACAUACACAUGUAUAUGAUGGCCAGUGAGCAGAAACCGUGUUACGCCAUUUCAGAGCGUUCGAUUGUCGAUCAGUCUUUCCCAUUUACGAGCGAUCACAGAAGUAUUCUGAUCGAUUGGCUGAUACAGGUGCAUCUGAAGUUCCAGCUUCUACAGGAAACGCUCUAUAUAGCAGUGGAUAUAUUGGAUCGCUAUCUUGAUAUAAAGAAAGUGACCAAGGACCAGCUACAACUAACAGGAGUCACCUCAAUGUUCCUAGCCAGCAAAUACGAAGAGAUAUACCCUCCAAGCAUAUUAGACUUCACAUACAUUUGCGCCGAAACGUACGACGAUGAACAAAUGAGAGACAUGGAGAGGAACAUACUAGUGUCCUUAAGCUACGACCUCAACAAACCAUUCACUAUACAGUUCCUACGUCGCUACUCCAAAAUCACCAAAGCCUCAAAUAAAGAGCACAAUUUGGCUAAGUACAUAUUAGAACUAUCUCUCCUUGAUUGGAAACUCUCAACUAUCAGACCUUCAAUGAAAGCAGCAGCAGCUCUCCUCCUGGCAAAGACAACGCUUAGUCAUAAAGAGGUUGAUUGCAGUGUCCUUCUUGAAUAUACUCAAUUCAAGUUUGAUGAUUUAAGGGAUGUCAUGUAUCGAUUAAAAUGCUGCCUUCAUCAUUAUCACAGGCACAGUUUGAACACUGUGAGGAGGAAGUACGAGAAUAUGAAGUACCUGGAGAUAGCCAAAGUGGAAGAAUUGAAGAGGCGACUGCCAGGCCAGUCAUCUCAAUGACUCAAGAAGCUACUUUACUCAAUAAUUCUAAAUUACCUUGAUCUGUGAAUAAUCUGUUAUUCCUAACUCAUCUAAUCACUGUAUCACUUAUUUACGAAUUCAUUUAUUCCAACAUUAUUGAAUUACAAUUUUACCAUUA
This is a messenger RNA of Amphimedon queenslandica, 1704 nucleotides long. RefSeq names its product G2/mitotic-specific cyclin-B-like. The coding region runs from base 402 to 1565 and encodes 387 amino acids. Gene Ontology annotation, biological process: mitotic cell cycle phase transition. The record is from RefSeq and is a predicted model, not a curated record. Lineage: Eukaryota; Metazoa; Porifera; Demospongiae; Haplosclerida; Niphatidae. Gene Ontology annotation, molecular function: cyclin-dependent protein serine/threonine kinase regulator activity. The transcript is spliced from 2 exons.